CCGCCACACACUCCAACUUGCAAAACGCUCACACAGACUACGCGACAACAUCAUCCGCGAAAUCUGACUACAAUGAAGGCAUACUGGUUCGACAACAUCGAGGGUGACCAACGUCUCCCCCACGACUCCGGCCGCCCCGUCUCCCCCGAAUACCUCUCCAAACUCGGCAUAAUCCACCACGAACUCCCCAACAACCUCCCAGCCGUCAACAAAAUCGCCUCAGAAAGAAGCUACAAAAACCGCGACGAAAUCCGCAUAUCCCCAGAAACCCUCCCCGACUACGAAGAAAAAGUCAAGACCUUCUUCGACGAACACCUGCACGAAGACGAAGAAAUCCGAUACAUUUUGGAUGGUGGAGGGUAUUUUGAUGUGAGAAGCAAAGAUGAUGAUUGGGUGAGGAUUCGGUUGGAGAAGGGGGAUCUUAUGAUUAUGCCGGCGGGGAUUUUUCAUCGUUUCACGACGGAUGAGAGGAAUUUUACGCAUGCGAUGAGGUUGUUUAAGGAGGAUCCGAAGUGGACGCCGCUUAAGAGGGGGGAUCCGGAGACGGAGAGGAAUGGGUUUAGGAAGGAGUAUUUGAGGGCUAGGGAUGGGGAUGGGGUGUUUGUUUAGAUGAGGGAAGAAGUAGGCGUGUUGUGCCUGUGGAUGAUGAUGGGUUGUGGACAAAGCUGAUGUGGUAUUUGGGAUUGAGCGUGAAUUCUUCAACACUAUACUCAUGCUGCCGCUUCCUCUACAUCGUCUACAAACCUCUGUGUCGUCAUGCGGGUGUCCAACUUCCGUCCAUCAGCACUCUACAUCUUCGACUCCCCAGAAGCAAAGCCAUUCGCCACAGCCGUCAUAAGCUGGUUUGCAAUAGCAGUGCUCGGCGGUAAUCUCAAAUUACCUUCCUUAUACUCAGGCCCAGAAUCCUCGCCCAACCCACUCGUUCCCACUCUGAGCGCUUCUCUCACCUCGUCGAACGGGAACCACUUCGCAUCAUCAAGCUCCGGAUCGUUCCCAAGAUCAAUCGUCUCUCCCGUCGGUAUCGCUUGUCCAAUGGCACCAAUCAUCAAAUUUGCCGGGUAGGGCCAGGGUUGCGUGCUAUGAAUGACAACCCGUCCGACCAGAAUUCCAGCUUCCUCGUAGACUUCUCUCCGAACAGCUUCUUCGAUCGACUCCGCUGGUUCAGCGAAGCCCGCGAGCGUGGAGUACCAAUACGGGGGCCAACGCUUUUGUCUCCCGAGAAGAAUCUUGGUGCCGUCUGAGGAAACCACGGCCAUGAUGACCGUAGGAUCUGUUCGAGGGAAACAAAGAUUGGAGAUUCCAGUUCGCGUCACACAUGCUGGUCUCUCGUACGAGUUUUGUCCUUCUAUUGCCGCGGCUUUAUCUGUCGGCGGACAUGUUCUCUUGAAGCCGGCGUUGACACUGAGUGUCCUGUGUCCAC
Pseudocercospora fijiensis CIRAD86 is the source of this 1420-nucleotide messenger RNA. RefSeq lists its product as uncharacterized. The coding region runs from base 73 to 609 and encodes 178 amino acids. Lineage: Eukaryota; Fungi; Ascomycota; Dothideomycetes; Mycosphaerellales; Mycosphaerellaceae. The record is from RefSeq and is a predicted model, not a curated record. The transcript has 2 exons. Gene Ontology annotation, molecular function: acireductone dioxygenase [iron(II)-requiring] activity.